Molecule: messenger RNA, 1530 nt
Organism: Ixodes scapularis (black-legged tick)
Lineage: Eukaryota; Metazoa; Arthropoda; Arachnida; Ixodida; Ixodidae
Product: neprilysin-1-like
Exons: 1
Coding region: 1-1530 (509 amino acids)
Biological process (GO): protein processing
Cellular component (GO): plasma membrane
Molecular function (GO): metalloendopeptidase activity
Source: RefSeq, a predicted model, not a curated record
AUGACGGGAGCCGAACCGCUUUUGAGCAUGUCCACCUUGGCACACCCAUCGAAGGCGAACGCGGGCAUCAUCAGCGUUGGUCCGCCCGAUAUGUUGGCGCCAAAAGGCAGCUCUCAGCAGCAAGCAACGCAGUUCUACAACAGAACAGCCUUCGCCUGCAUGACUGCUCUCAAGAAACAGCGCAACCCAUCUAACUACUCACUCGAAGUGGCUUCUCUUGCGUGGCGUCUUGAGGAGCUCGUCUACUCCCACACAGUGAUGUCUGGCCUGCCGAAGCGCCGUGUACAACCUCUCAAAGCGCAACCCGAGGUUUUUAGUUUCCUUGGCGAGUUUUUUCCUAGCAGCGGCUCUGCGCUAUACAUUGGUAGUCACACAGACGUCUUGGUCCACUCUCCGGUCUUCUUUGACGCCCUGAUUAGCCUGGUGCACUCUACUGAACCGUACAUCCUCAUGAACUACAUCGGAGUUAGGUUAAUGAUUGCGGUGGCUGCUUUUGCGCCUUCCUCGGGCCGGGUUCUUGUGCAGACUAUGGUGGAACACCAGUAUGGCAGAGCACGACCCUCACUGCCCCGCUGGAAACUGUGCAUCCGUGCGGUAGAAAAGGCGAUUCCCGACUUGUUUUUGCACGCAGUGCGGCUCGCCUACAAGACCCAGUUCGCCAUGGACUCUGUGAAGAGGCUGCUGGAUUCGGUCAGGCAGUCACUUGCCGGUGACUUAGCCAAACUAACCGUGCUUGAUCGAGAAUCGCGCGCCCAGGCUUUGGGAAUGCUAAAUGUUACACAGUUUCGGCUUUUUAGGCCGUCAUGGCUGACCAACAAGGAAAAACUGGAGAGCUAUGUGAGGGCACUACCUCGCGUAGUGCGAGGCCAGAACCUGCGGUCCUUUCACGCACUUCACAGUCACAGUUUCACGGAAAGGCUUCGCCGAGAUGAGCCCGACCGGUGGCAGGGUUCAGCUUUUGACCGCGAUUGCAGUCAUGACGGAAAGGUGGUGUUUGUGCCUGUCCUCCUUUUUAACUUUUCUGUGUUCAACCCCGGCGCUGACCAGAGCCUAGAGUUGCCACAUGCCGGCGUGCGCCUUGCUCGUUGCUUGCUGCAGCUGCUACUGGCCAACGUGUCUCAGGACGCGACUGCCGCCGGCGGACGCCUCUGGUGGCCCGACAUGUCCAGCUCGUUCCUAGCCGUCUCCCAGCUCUGCUUUCACCAGUACGGCCUGCUGCAUGUCGGCUCCCUCCAGUUGCUCGAGUACACGGCCGCCAUCAAGCCCGCCACGGAUCUGUACCAGGAGGACAAGCGAAUCGACAUUCGCUUCGAAACGCUUCCAGCUUACAGUGCCGUGCACCUGUUUUUUGUUUAUUAUGCCCUUUCUUUCUGUCAAGAGUCAAAAUCGGACAACACCACCACGGUGGCUAGUUAUUUGACCAACGUGCCACUCUGGAACAACCGACUGUUUCAGGAAACUUUUCGUUGCCCUGUUGGUUCCAACAUGAACCCUUCCAAUAAGUGCGUUCUCUGGCGGGAAGUUCACUAG